AUGUCUUCGGCUCGCUUCAUUCCUUCUUCCUAUUGCCACGAAGUCUGCGAGAAGCCGGCACCACGACCACCAGCUGCCCCAAUCGUCGAGGAGGACCCCAUAGAGGAGGAGGAGGAGGAGAUGGCUUCUACCCUGAGUGCUCCUCCACGUAUGGUUAUGACACGGGUGCCAUCGACGACCUCGCAGCCAGCUCCACCACCUCGUGUCAUGCAAAUCCGACCCGAGCCGAUCUACUCUUCGUAUGCCCAGGGCGCCGUCAUCCCUCCCGCCUACUAUAUGCAAUAUCGUCAGCCUGAACGUGUCGCUCCAUCGACCCCAAUUGCUCGUACUGCCGUUGAACAGCCAUCGACUCCGAAUGUUCAUGUGCACGAUGAUGAGACUUGUCCAUACCGGCAACAUGUGACCCCACAGAAGAUUGCAGCCACUCCCCGUCGUCGAUCCACCAACAACGCGCCACCACCACAUCAAAUUCCGCAAAUGCUUGAAGCUGCUGAAGGAUACACCUACGAGCCCUCUUCGUAUGCGCUUGGUCAACUCAACGAGCAGCUUGCCCGUGCUCCCGCUGCUCAUCCACUUGGCGCCAAGAAAUCGAUUUAUGCUCCAGUGGAACAGGAAAUCGACGCUGGCGCUCCUCCAUCAACUCCAUCUUAUGUUCAGACGACCAUGGAGACCACACAGCCUCACUCGUCUCAGGCGAAUGCUCAACUCGGCGCCCACAAGCACACUCCGAUCCAGGCACCCGAAGCUUCAACUCCACGUGGUGUCCACUUCGCUCCAUCGCAAGCUCAACCCGCCUACCCUCAAGAGACAAUCGCAAAGACGCACAAAAUGAUAGCAGCGAUGUCGGCUUAUGUGGGAGGAGUUCCCAACGAUCUCAUGGCCGCCUAUCAGACGGAAAAUCUUCCAUCCGCUUACCGGCAGAAGACGUACAAGGGCACUAAUUACUUGAACCAGCAAUCCGGUGGUCCGUCCGAUUAUCACUUCCAACACCAGCCAUCACCACAAGCUUCAACAGUCACUGCGGAUAUUCAAGAUGAUGAAAGUGCUAGUCGUUCUGGCAUGGUGCCAGCUGGUGGACAAGAUGCCGCCCUCAACAUGGAUCAGAUGGGAAUGGCUCUGGAUGAAAUCUAUUCUCAGCUCCCCGGUCACGCUUUUGCUCCUUUGAACAUGCCUCCCUGCUCGGAAUACCAAUUCGAUCAACUCCAGGAUUUGGCCAGCUGCUUC
This is a messenger RNA of Mesorhabditis belari, 1224 nucleotides long. The record is from the annotation of a GenBank genome assembly. Lineage: Eukaryota; Metazoa; Nematoda; Chromadorea; Rhabditida; Rhabditidae.